This is a messenger RNA of Symbiodinium pilosum, 3840 nucleotides long. Lineage: Eukaryota; Dinophyceae; Suessiales; Symbiodiniaceae. The record is from the annotation of a GenBank genome assembly.
AUGGCGGCGGUGGACUUACAGCAAAUUGGUUUUACCUAUCCCGGGGCUGCAGAGGCGACUCUGAGCAAUCUGAAUCUCAGCGUCGCUGAUGGCGAAGCGCAUGCUCUGCUUGGUGCAAGCGGUGCAGGUAAGACGACGUUGUUGAAUUUGUUAUCCGGUAUUCUGCAUCCCACCGACGGGCGUUUACUGUUUAACGGCGAUGAUGUGUCCAGGCUCAGCGGUCGCGCGCGUAAUGUUGCCCAGGUAUUCCAGUUUCCGGUGUUGUAUGAAUCCCUCAACGUUGCUGAAAAUCUUGCUUUCCCGCUGCGUAACAGUGGUGUUGCACGGAAAGUCAUAGAUGAGCGGGUAGCCUAUAUCUGCGACGAGCUUGAGCUUGGUGCGCUGAUUGCGCAGAAACCCCGCUCACUGUCGCUUUUUCAAAAACAACUGGUCGCGGUAGGCAAAGCCCUGGUGCGCCCGGAUAUUUCUCUGGUCCUGCUGGAUGAACCCCUGACCGCGGUAGAGCCACGGAUAAAGUGGCAGCUACGACAGACCCUGCGGCGUGUACAGGCAGAUCUGCAGGUGACGAUGAUCUAUGUCACCCACGAUCAGACCGAAGCGCUGACCUUUGCGGAUCGUGUCUCUAUCUUAACGGCAGGCGGGAUUCUGCAGACGGAUACGCCGGAAGUUGUUUAUCAAUCGCCACUACAUGAAUUUGUUGGUCACUUUGUUGGCAGCCCGGGAAUGAAUUUUGUCCCGGCGCAGGCGUUGGGCGUCAGUACCGCCCAGCGAAUCGGCUUUCGGCCGGAAUGGGCCCAGCUAUCGACAUCAGGUCAAAUAACCGGGACGUUGCAGCGUGUGCGGAUUGAAGGUGCUCAGCAAGGUCUGGCGGCUGGUUUGAUGGUGCUCGAUACCGCCUAUGGCGAAGUCAUCGUGCGCGGGCGGUUGCCGGAAGUUGCCCAACGCCAGAUCGGCGCGCAGCUGCAGGUGCAGGUGACGCCGCAGAACAACCGCGCGUGGUUGGGUGUGUUACCCGUUGUGCUGAUUGUUGCGUUCAGCGCGGUAGUGCCGCUGAUGACCGUCGUUAAUUACUCGGUGCAGGAUAUUCUGGAUUUCAAUACCCGGUUUUUUGUUGGCCUGCAGUGGUACGAGCAGACCCUCAACGAUCCGCGCUUUAUUGAGGCUUUUCUGCGGCAGGUGGCGUUCAGCCUGACGAUACUGGCUAUUCAGAUACCGCUGGGCAUCUGGGUGGCCAAAGGUAUACCCAAAGACAGUCGCAUGACACCUUUGAUUCUGGUUGUCUUAGCCAUGCCGCUGCUGAUUCCGUGGAACGUUGUGGGCACUAUCUGGCAGAUCUUUGCGCGACCCGACAUCGGUUUGUUGGGCGUGACGAUCAACGCGCUGGGCAUAACGUAUAACUACACAGCGGAUCCACUGCAUGCCUGGGUAACGCUGGUCGCGAUGGAUGUCUGGCACUGGACCUCACUGGUGGCGCUGCUGGCGUUUGCCGGUCUCACGUCGAUACCGCAGCCUUUUUAUCAGGCCGCCGAGCUGGAUGGCGCCAACCGCUGGCAGAUAUUCCGUUAUGUUGAAUUGCCGCGACUGCGCGGCGUGUUGAUCAUUGCCGUACUGCUGCGGUUGAUGGACAGCUUCAUGAUCUACACCGAACCGUUUGUCUUGACCGGGGGCGGGCCGGGCAAUGCCACGACGCUGCUCAGCCAGCAUCUGGCCACCAUGGCUGUUGGCCAGUUUGAUCUUGGCCCUGCAGCGGCCUUUUCGGUGAUUUACUUUCUCUUCAUCCUGCUUUUCUGCUGGUUAUUUUACAGCUCGGUGGUGGCCAAGAAUGAAGCGUUUGCAAACUCGUUAACAUAUGUAGGCCUGAAUACGCUGCUGUCGCUGAGUGUCGCCAUUCCCGCUGCCUAUGUGUUUUCGCGUUAUCGUUUUCUCGGCGACAAGCAGCUUUUUUUCUGGCUGUUAACCAAUCGUAUGGCACCCCCAGCGGUUUUUCUGCUGCCGUUUUUCCAGCUUUAUUCCGCGAUUGGUUUGUUUGAUACACCGCUGGCUAUUGCGCUUGCCCAUUGUCUGUUCACCGUGCCGCUGGCAGUCUGGAUCCUGGAAGGUUUCUUUUCCGGCGUGCCCACGGAGCUGGACGAAAUGGCGCGGCUGGAUGGUCACAGCUUCCUGUACUUUUUCUUCCGCGUCUUUUUGCCGAUUAAUCGAGGCGCGCUUGGGGUAACGCUGUUUUUCUGUUUCAUGUUCAGCUGGGUUGAACUGUUGCUUGCGCGUACCUUGUCCGGUGCCUCCACCAAACCUAUUGCCGUGGUGAUGACCCGCACGGUGAGUGCAUCGGGCAUGGAUUGGGGUGUGCUGGCGGCUGCAGGCGUGCUGACGGUGGUGCCUGGCAUCCUGGUGGUCUGGUUUGUGCGUAAAGACCUGGUGAAAGGUUUUGCGCUCGGGUUUUCUGCCGAUGGCGACAACCCGCGGCGAUCGGUGGAUUACGCGGCAAAUGCAGCGCGCUGGGCUGCCGAGGAAUUCCAACCCACUACGCUAAGCACCGAUGAACAGCUGGCAGAACUCGCCUGGUUCACCGAAGCGGCACAGGCGCUGCGCGGCAUGGAGAUCAACGUUGUCUCCGAAACGUUAACCACCCACGAAUAUGAAAGCACCACGCUGACCCAGGCGUUUUACGACAUCACCGGCAUUCGGGUGACACACGAUCUGAUCCAGGAAGGGGAUGUGAUCGAAAAACUGCAGACGCAGAUGCAGUCCGGUGAAAAUGUCUACGACGCCUACGUGAAUGAUUCAGACCUGAUUGGUACACAUGCACGCUAUGGCUACGUGGUGCCCCUCAGUGAUUUCAUGGCCGGGGAGGGUGCCGACGUCACUUCGCCAACCCUGGAUCUUGAUGAUUUUAUCGGCAUCAGUUUCACUACCGGGCCGGACGGCAAAAUCUACCAGCUGCCGGACCAGCAAUUCGCCAACCUCUACUGGUUCCGCUAUGACUGGUUCACCAAUCCUGAGCUGAUGGCGCAAUUUGAAACACGUUAUGGUUAUCCGCUGGGUGUGCCGGUGAACUGGAGUGCCUAUCAGGACAUCGCCGAGUUCUUCUCUGAACAUGUGCGCGAGAUUGAUGGCCAGCAGGUCUAUGGACACAUGGACUACGGUAAAAAAGACCCUUCUCUGGGGUGGCGUUUUACCGAUGCCUGGCUGUCUAUGGCGGGCGCUGGCGAUCCCGGUAUUCCAAAUGGUCUGCCAGUAGAUGAAUGGGGCAUUCGCGUCGAAGACUGCCGCCCCGUGGGUUCUUCUGUCAGUCGUGGUGGUGCGGCGAACAGUCCCGCAGCAGUUUAUGCGCUGCAGAAAUACAUCGACUGGUUGAAACGCUUUGCGCCUCCGGAAGCCGGCGGCAUGACGUUCUCUGAAGCGGGUCCUGUGCCCGCCCAGGGACAGAUCGCCCAGCAGAUCUUCUGGUACACAACUUUUACCGCGGACAUGAUUAAACCCGACCUUGCGGUGGUCAAUGCGGACGGCACGCCGAAGUGGCGUAUGGCACCUUCACCCCAUGGACCUUACUGGUCAGAAGGCAUGAAGCUGGGCUAUCAGGAUACCGGCGCGUGGACGUUGAUGAAGAGUACCCCUCUGGAACGCCGCAAAGCCGCCUGGUUAUACGCGCAGUUUGUUACAUCAAAGUCUGUGUCUUUGAAGAAAACCCUGGUGGGCUUAACGCCUAUUCGUAAUUCAGAUCUGAACAGCCAGGCUAUGACGGAUAUGGCGCCGCAACUGGGUGGCCUGGUUGAAUUUUAUCGCAGCCCGGCAAGAACUCUGUGGACACCAACCGGUCACGGCUCAAACUGCAAUGGAUAG